AUGACGACAAGAAAAUCCAAAGUGCUUAACUGCAUUCAGAGACCUUUCGUUCUUGGUAUAACUAGGGCGUACCGAAAGAUUUCAACAGCAGCCGCAUCAGUCCUAGCAGGGCUAAUACUACUGCCAAUUAAAGCGAUGCAAGAGGCUGCAAUUGACUCGGUUUUUCUACUGAAAAUGUGUAAGACUUUCGGGGGCAUCACUUAUGACGUCUCUGAAUAUGAGUUCAAGAGUUCUCAGCUAGAUACGCACCCUUCCCUUUACAUGAAGGGAGUCUUCACGUACCAUGACCCAGCUCUCGCACCAAACACAGAUGACCUAAGAGUAAUCAUAUUUACAGACGGGUCCAAACUAGAUGGAAAAGUGGGGUGCGCUUUUGUAGCAUAUAAUAAAGGAGAUGUACCAGCAACCUGUAAAGGACAUAUGAACCCUGGAAACACAGUAUUCCAGGCAGAAGUUCUGGCACUGCAUAAAGCAAUAGGUUGGCUAACAAAAACCAGCCAACGGUACGCAACAAUUUUCACCGACAGCCUCUCAGCAAUGCAUGCAUUUAAAAACCCACGACAUUCAGCACAUCUUGUUACGGAGGCGCAAAAAACGCUAAGAGCGAAUACCUCCACUUCAAAGAUUCGCAUAUCCUGGGUAAAGGCACAUUCUGGAACCCAGGGUAAUGAGAAAGCAGGCGAAUUGGCAAAGGAGGCAGCCCAAAAUCAGGGCGCAGAAAAAGUUUCGAUUUUGCUGCCGAAAUCGCACCUAAAAGGGAAAGCAUGGGAAGCCUGUGGCAGGAGGAAUGAGGUACAAUCCAACAAGGGCGGAAGAACUCAGGACUUUAUACAUAGAAUGACGACAGACUGGGUUAUCUCCGCACCCUGCCUUACGCGCUUCAUAAUGGGUCAUGGACCUUUCCCGUCUUAUUUCAAAGACAGAGUCAUAUCUACCACCAAUAGCUGUGUCUGCGGCAAUGAAGGGUAG
Stegodyphus dumicola is the source of this 969-nucleotide messenger RNA. RefSeq lists its product as uncharacterized. NCBI's taxonomy places the organism in Eukaryota, Metazoa, Arthropoda, Arachnida, Araneae, Eresidae. The record is from RefSeq and is a predicted model, not a curated record.